This is a messenger RNA of Pan troglodytes (chimpanzee), 1160 nucleotides long. RefSeq names its product ureidoimidazoline (2-oxo-4-hydroxy-4-carboxy-5-) decarboxylase (gene URAD). The record is from RefSeq and is a predicted model, not a curated record. Gene Ontology annotation, biological process: allantoin metabolic process. NCBI's taxonomy places the organism in Eukaryota, Metazoa, Chordata, Mammalia, Primates, Hominidae.
ACCGAGUGAGCCGAGACAGCGUCACUCACUCGCCGAGAGGGGAGCUGGACGUCCCGCUGUCUCCGGUGGAAUACAAGGAAUGGACAUUGAGAAGGUCAACUCCAUGGACCUUGGAGAAUUCGUGGAUGUGUUUGGGAAUGUCACUGAGAGAUGUCCUCUGAUUGCAGCUGCUGUUUGGUCCCAGCGGCCAUUAUCUGAUUUGGAAGAUUUAGAGAAGCACUUUUUUGCCUUUAUUGAUGCCCUUCCACAGUCAGGCCAGGAGGGCAUCCUGCGCUGCCACCCGUACCUGGCGGGCAGCGAGCUGCAGCGGGGCACGCUCACGGCCGAGUCGCAGCGGGAACAGAGCGGCGCAGGCCUGUGGAGCCUGGGCGCGGACGAGCGGCUCCGGCUGGCCGAGCUCAACGCGCAGUACCGCGCGCGCUUCGGCUUCCCCUUCGUGCUCGCCGCGCGCUUCAGCAACCGGACGGCGGCCGCGCGGCUGCUCUGCCCUUCCGCGCAGGAGCUGCGCACUGCUCUGGGCGAGGUGAAGAAGAUCGGCAGCCUGCGCCUGGCCGACCUCCUCCGCGCAGACCCCGCCAAGCUGUAGCUGCCGCGCGGGCCAGGGACCCGGGACGCACAACCGGACGCGCGGGGGCCACGGCCCGGAGCUGUGCGUCCUGGGCGGGAGGCGGACUCGGGCCUGGAACAGCGUCCACACACGUGCACAAAGGAAGUGGAGAAUUGAGGCAAUCAUACGAGUAAUGAGUCCUUUUGUCCGCCCACUCACACGCGCACGCGUUGCCAAAAUAUCCAUAUUGUUUAGUGCUUUGCCCCGGAUUUAUCCAGCUCACUGCUUCAAUUCUUCACUCCCUUUGCGGCCCCCGACACCACCGGCCUUUGUGGAUUCCAAAGCGUUUAUCCAGUUCUCCCCAACCCUCUCCUGCUAAGCCCGAACUGCAAAGCAAAACGGACGGAAAAGGAAUCUUUUAUGCCACAGCGGUUUGUCUGUUUUUCUCUUUUCCCACUUCAUUUGCUGCACCCGACCUUUACAUGUGAGCGGAAGCGGUGUUCUCGCUCUUGGGCACUAGGGGAGCAGACUGGGAGCCAGGAAAGUCAAACGAGGGGAGCCGGGGAAGCCGCAGGAAGGAGGCGGUGGGCCGGGAAGAGCCCUGCGAAGGGAA